This is a messenger RNA of Quercus lobata, 1380 nucleotides long. RefSeq lists its product as uncharacterized. Gene Ontology annotation, biological process: DNA integration. The transcript is spliced from 3 exons. Gene Ontology annotation, molecular function: nucleic acid binding; RNA-DNA hybrid ribonuclease activity. Lineage: Eukaryota; Viridiplantae; Streptophyta; Magnoliopsida; Fagales; Fagaceae. Bases 1 to 1380 code for a protein of 459 amino acids. The record is from RefSeq and is a predicted model, not a curated record.
AUGAUCCGACUGGAUUUCCCAACAACCAACAACGUGGCAGAGUAUGAAGCCCUGGUCGCGGGGCUAGACCUUGCAAGGGCCGCGGGAGCAAAAAACAUAAUUGUCCACUGCGAUUCACAAGUGGUAACAAGUCAGAUCAAUGGCGACUACGAGUGCAAGAACGAUAGAAUGAAGAGAUAUCUGGAAGAAGUGAAGUACCGAAUCAACAGCCUCGAAGUCGAAUUCAUUCAGGUCCCAAGAGAAGAGAAUGAAUGGGCUGACCAACUAGCAAAAGCUGCAUCAGCCGAAUUCAUGCUAGUUCCUGAACAGGUAUUAUCAUUCGUCCAAAUAUCUUCACUUAUCGAUGACGGGACAAAUAUGCAGGUGGUGAACUCUGAACAUAACUGGACCACACCAUUGAUCUCCUACUUAAGGGCCGAGGUGUUACCAGAGGAAAAGGGCGCCGCAAGGAAGCUGAAGGUCCAGGCGUCACGGUUCGUGUUGAUAAAGGAUGUCCUAUAUAAAAGGGGUUUUUCUCGACUGUACCUAAGGUGUUUAUGCCAAGAAGAAGCAGACUAUGUGAUGAGAGAAGUACACGAGGGUAUCUGCGGAAACCACUCAGGCGCACGAUCACUGCUACACAAAUUGAUCCGAGCAGGAUACUACUGGCCUACAAUGAUGAAGGAUGCGCAAGUUUAUAUCCAAUCUUGCGACAAAUGCCAGAGGUUCAGCAAUUUCAUCAGGCAGUCGUCCGAAGAGCUGACAUUUAUGAUGGCACCCUGGCCGUUCGUACAAUGGGGACUUGAUAUUAUGGGCCCAUUUCCGACGGCUAUCCGGUACGGGAUACCCAGGGUACUGGUCUCUGACAACGGUAAGCAAUUAGACAACAGCGUGUUCAGAGACUUCUGCGCGGAGCUAGGGAUCAAGAAUCACUACUCGUCACCCGCACACCCACAGGCAAACGGGCAAGUUGAGGUCACGAACAGGUCCCUGCUCAAAAUAAUCAAGACCCGUCUUGAGGGGGCAAAGGAAGUGGGGCUCACGAGUUACUGGGUGGAGAGCUACGACGAGAAUAUGAACAAAGAAGGUGUGCGCCUCCAGCUUGAUCUACUGGACGAAGUCAGGGCGACAGCAGAACAGAGGUUGGCGCACUAUCAAGAUCUCAUGGCAAAACACUACAACAACAAAGUGAGGCACAGGGACUUCCAGGUUGGGGACCUCGUACUACGGAAAGUAAUGGGUGCCGCUAGAGAUCCUUCACAAGGAAAACUCGGCCCCAACUGGGAAGGACCCUACAGGAUCGCAUCAUGGCAAAGGAAGGGAACCUACCACCUCGAGACGAUGGACGGACAAAAAAUGCAGCACCCUUGGAACACGGAGCAUCUUCGGAAAUACUACUAG